CCAGCCAUUCUUCCAACCACUUUUCUCAAAAGAGAAGAACAUGGAGAAAGAAGAAGAAGCAGCAGCAGUGAUGGAGGAGAUAAUAUAUGUUGCCGUGGGGAGAGAAACUGCCAAGAACAAGUCAAAUCUAACAUGGGCAAUAGAUAACUCCCAAGGGAACAAGAUCUGCAUCGUUCUUGUUCACCAACCUCCUCAUAUGAUUCCUCUUUGUAAAGUCAGUGGGUUUGAUCUUUCUUUUUCUCUUUAUUCCACAGUGGGUACCAGAUUUGAUGCUGCAACGGUAGAUGAAGAGUUAGUGAAAUCAUACAGAGAAAAGCAAAAGGCGAAAACAGAGAAAAUUCUUGAUGAGUACCUCAGAAUUUGCCUGAAGAAAGGGGUCCAUGCAGAGAAGCUGUGCGUUGAUAUGGACUCCAUAGAGAAGGGGAUUGUGAAGAUGAUACAUGAGAAUAAAGUCAGGAAGUUUAUAAUGGGAGCAGCUGCAGACAAACACUAUUCAACGAAAAUGGAGGAACUGAGGUCGAGGAAAGCCAUCUUUGUAUGCCAACACGCAUCUCCUACUUGUUGCAUUCGUUUUAUCUGCAAAGGGCAUCUCAUCCACACAAGGAAAGGUAGAAUGGAUGAAGUGAGAGCUCUCUCAGCUCUAUUAUCCGACUUUCAGCGGCUUGUGUCCUCGCGAAGCAGCUCCAAUUCAGAUAUGCUGAGUGGAAGUUCAAAGGUGAAAAGCGAGGUGGAGGAGGAGGAAGGAACAUCAAGAACCAGCUCUUCUCGGUCUGAUGGUACCUUGUCAUACUCUGGAGGAUCUGAGGCUUCACCAAGUGUAACAGAAGACAAAUCAAACCACUCAUCUCCUCCCUCUUUACCUUGCACGGGGAUGGGACUAGGCAUGAUAAGCAUCCUGAUCCACUCCACCAAACUCUGGCAUAAGCGUGCCAUCCAGAACCACAAGCUGUGUGAGUGACCGUUCCAUUACCUGAAAAGCUACAAAAGAAAAAGAAGAAAAGGAACAUAAAAGCUGCAAAGAUCUUUUAUCACAUCUGUAAAUACUUGUAAUAUUUGUAUAACCCGUUCCUGUGAGGUUAAGCUGCUUUGACUUGCUUUCUUUUCUCAGCUUGUAAGAGGCUUGUGAUGACUUAAACAAACUUCAUAUUAUUAUUCUUUAGUUUAAGAAAAUACAGAAAAUGUAACCAACGAGCUGAUUUUCUCAGCCGUUCUGAAUUAAAAGUGGUAUACAAAGGUUGAUCAUUAAGAAAAAAAGAAGAGCAAAACUGCAUCCUAGGCUCUAGGAUUAAGGAAGAAGAAACAAAACGAAAACAUACUGUGGG
Molecule: messenger RNA, 1322 nt
Organism: Brassica rapa (field mustard)
Lineage: Eukaryota; Viridiplantae; Streptophyta; Magnoliopsida; Brassicales; Brassicaceae
Product: U-box domain-containing protein 33
Source: RefSeq, a predicted model, not a curated record